AUGAAAAUUUCGAAAAUUUUAAUUUUUCUUUUUUUAAUUUGCCUGUUUGAAGUGACGGAAUGCGGUGAAGACGAGAAACCGAAAAAGGAUCCGAAAAAAGAAGAUCGAAAAUCGAAAAAGUUGAAGAUUGUGAUGAAGAAGAAGGGUGAAAAGCAAGGGGGUAAAGUAACUGAAGAAGGGAAAAUUCAAGGAGAUAGAAUGAGUGAAGAUAGGGAUGAUGAUGCUCCUCAAUCAAUUUUGAUGAAUCUCCCAAGCCUAGGAUUUUUAAAAGAUAUUAAGCCAAGUCAGUGUAAUUAA
Messenger RNA from Meloidogyne enterolobii, 297 nucleotides. The record is from the annotation of a GenBank genome assembly. Lineage: Eukaryota; Metazoa; Nematoda; Chromadorea; Rhabditida; Meloidogynidae.